CACUUUUUGUUUACUGAAAUCAUCGAUAAUUCCGACUUACCUAGUCGAUAGGCACGUAAACAACAUCGAAAUAUACAAAAACAAUUGUAUUUAUUGAAAAUUGUUAAAAAGUUUUGUGGCUUAUUAAAUGAAUGCUCUUACGGAUAAGGUACUUGUGACCAAGGAGGCACUGGCUCUGGCCCUUGGGGACAAUUGGGAACGGUAUAGGGCAAAUAUGAAAAAUUGGUUUCGCAAUCGAUGGACGAAAGAGGAAUUUGAUUGCGAAUGCAGAAAAAUUAUGUCGCCCGACAAACUCCAUUUGCAUAAUCAAUUCUUACUGGCGCUUCUCAAUAAGAUCGAUGCCUUUGCAGCCCCCGAAACAAUUGCUACACUACAGCCCACAUGCACAACGAGCAGUCGAAGCGGCAGCGGCGCCGCUGGCAGCAGCAGCAGUCGAAAACGCAAACGCAGCUCUCGCACCUUUGCGGAUCGCAUUAAUUUCGAACUAUGCGAUGUGUUGGAAUUUGUUAAGGAGGACAAUAUGCAGUUGAUUCGCCCGCCCACAUUAGCAGGUGACCAGGGAAUGCAGCAGCAGCAGCAACUGCCCACACAACGCUAUUGCGCACAAGAAUUAUUUUUGCCCGACGCUGGUUUUAUAAUGGGACGCUUUUUAAUUGGUGCCUGGGAAAUUGGCUUGAUCUCCGUGGAAGAUAGUGUGGCCGAUUAUGUGGCCAUGGCCGUGCAGGUGCUGCUCAAAGAUUUGCUAGCAGCAAUUAUCAAGAAACGCAAACAUUAUAAAACUAGCGGCGAAGGCAACUUUUUCUAUGAUGUGGGCGCCCAACUACGCGAUCCCUCGCUGCGCAACACAGUCACGCGCCAGAAGGUGGACGACACGCCACUGGAACACGACAAGGAGCUGAACACAGCCAACUUUAUGCGACGACAAAACGAUGAUAUUGUCUUUCUCUCAGCUUGUGAGCAAGUUUUACCCUGUGAACGCACUGUGAUUACGUUGAAGGAUUGCCAACGUGCUUUUAGGGACCGCAAUCUAAUUGGCUCUCAUGCAGUUUACUCUAUCAAUAUGGAACGUUUGAAUAUGAUGAUGCACUAAAGAGAUUCUACUUUUACAGUAUUUAUUUAAGAA
Drosophila hydei is the source of this 1123-nucleotide messenger RNA. RefSeq names its product transcriptional adapter 1 (gene Ada1-2). Lineage: Eukaryota; Metazoa; Arthropoda; Insecta; Diptera; Drosophilidae. Gene Ontology annotation, biological process: regulation of transcription by RNA polymerase II. Gene Ontology annotation, molecular function: transcription coactivator activity. Bases 128 to 1090 code for a protein of 320 amino acids. The transcript is spliced from 2 exons. The record is from RefSeq and is a predicted model, not a curated record. Gene Ontology annotation, cellular component: SAGA complex.